This is a messenger RNA of Prorocentrum cordatum, 604 nucleotides long. The record is from the annotation of a GenBank genome assembly. NCBI's taxonomy places the organism in Eukaryota, Dinophyceae, Prorocentrales, Prorocentraceae.
CCGGCGCCCCCCCUGGCGUGCCGCGGGGCAGCGGCCGUGGCCUCGAGGCGGAGAUUUCUGCCGCGCGACGUCGUCGUCGUCGGCGCCGCGCGCACGGCCAUCGGCGCCUUCUGCGGCGGCCUGGCGGCGCUGCCGGCCACGCGGCUUGGCGCGGCGGCGAUGGCCGCCGCGCUGCGCAAGGCCAAGGUGGCCCCCGAGGAGGUCGACGCGGUGGUCUUUGGCCACGCGCUGCCCGCCGGCUGCGGGCUGCACGCGGUGCGCCAGGCCGCCCUCCUGGCGGAGAUACCCCCAGCGGUGGACUGCACCGGCGUGAAUAAGGCGUGCGCCUCGGGGCUCAAGGCCGUGGCCCUGGCGGCGCAGGCCAUCGCGCUGGGGCAGGCGGAGGUCGUGGUCGCCGGCGGCAUGGAGAGCAUGUCCAGGGCGCCCUACCUGCUGCAGCAGGCGAGGGCUGGCGGCUACCACUACGGCCAUGGCAGGCUCGAGGACUCCGCGCUGCUGGACGGGCUCACGGACGCCGGCAGCCAGAACCACCUCGGCGCCUGCGUGGAGAGGACGCUCUGCCCCGCCGCGACCAGGCAUCGACCCGCAAUCGCCUAUCAUCGCC